Messenger RNA from Pan troglodytes (chimpanzee), 9720 nucleotides. RefSeq names its product eva-1 homolog C (gene EVA1C). Gene Ontology annotation, molecular function: carbohydrate binding. NCBI's taxonomy places the organism in Eukaryota, Metazoa, Chordata, Mammalia, Primates, Hominidae. The transcript is spliced from 8 exons. The record is from RefSeq and is a predicted model, not a curated record. The coding region runs from base 8412 to 9524 and encodes 370 amino acids.
UGAGAUAGGGUCUUGCUCUGUCACCCAGGCUGGAAUACAGUGGUGCAAUCACGGCUCACUGCAGCCUCAACCUCUGGGGCUCAAGCCAUCCUCCCACCUCAGCACCCCCUAGUAGUUGGGACUAUAGUCACAUGCCAGCAGGCCUAGCUAAUUUUUUUGGCAUUUUUUUUUUUUGUAGAGACAGGGUCUCACUAUGUUGCCCAGGCUGGUCUCAAACUCCUGGACUCAAGAGAGCCACCCGCCCUGGCCUCCCAAAGUGCUGGGAUUACAGGAGUGAGCCACUGUGCCUGGCCCUAAAAAUAAUUUAUUAAGCACAUAAAGCACUCUAUGCCAGACACUGUUCAAAGAACUUCAUGUUAUCCCAUUUAAUCCUCCCAGUUGUAGCUAUAAAGGAGACGCUAGUAUAAAAAGUUCAAGAAACUGAGGCAAAGAGCGAUUUAGUAACUUUUGGGGAUUUGAAUCCAGGUAGCCUUUCUAAUACCAAGGGAAGAAAACAAAAUAAAUUACAUGCAGUUUAAAGCAGUGGCACUUCUGUCAUGUUUAUCUCUUCAUUUACUAGAGCCAAAUCUUUCCCAGGACUUACAUAAGUAAUGUCCAUUCCUUGUCCUGUUUAAAGAUAGUACCAUCUAGCCUCAAAGAACUGAUUAUAGAAUUGGGUCUGUAAUUUGUUUCUGAAAAUUGGUGUUCUGAAACUAUUUCCCCAACAAAACACCUAGAAAUGCUGAAUAAAAUAUAAGAAAAAUCUUUUAAUGUAUAAAUGAGUGGUGAGUGGUUAAAUAUAAAGAAUAUCCAGGAAACAAAAAUGAAGAGAGAAUAGAGAACUAGGGAUGAUAGCUGGUGCUAACUCUAUGGCUACGUUGGAGUUGCUUGAUGGUCUUGACAACGAAGAUUUAACAGGUGCCUGAGCGCAGGCGAUAAGGAGUGAGACCACUGUAUAGUGAGAAAUUAGAAUAAAGACCUCUAUAUAAAGCCAGGACUUUGAAAACCUAAACCUUCAUUAAAAGGUGGAUGUAAAACAAAUCAGCCUUCUUGUAAAGAAAGAUGACAAGGAAACUUGUCAUAGCCUAGGUUCAGGAUUGGAGAAAAAAAUAAUGUCUCUUGAGAUGGUGUAAUCAAAAUUCUGCCUUUUGGAGAGUCUGGGUUUUGAAUUCAUAUUACCUUUACUGGGAAACCCAAGUUGAGAAACUAAUAAAGUUGUCCCAUGAUACCUGGCAAAAACAAACACACAGAUACUGCCUUCAUGGGAAUAUCAUCAAUAUAGGCCCAUCUAUAGAUUCCUAUAGCUAAAAUGCUGCUGAUUAUGAUCACACAAUUCAAAAUUACAUUAUAUGAGCAGUAGUCAGCAGCAAUGACACGGUUCUUAAGUAAUAAAAGAGAGAAUCUAGGGCUGGGCAUGGUGGCUUAUGCCUGUAAUCCCAGCACUUUGGGAGGCCGACGUGGGUGGAUCACCUGAGGUCAGGAGUUCAAGACCAGCCUGGCCAACAUGGCGAAGCCCUGUCUCUACUAAAAAAUACAAAAAUUAGCUGGGCGUGGUGGCGGGUGCCUGUAAUCCCAGCUAGUUGGAAGGCUGCGACAUGAGAAUCACUGGAACCUGGGAGGUGGAGGUUGCAGUGAGCUGAGACUGUGCCACUGCACUCCAGCCUGGGCAACAGAGCAAGACCCUGUCUCAAAAAAAAAAAAAAAAAAAAAAAAAAAGAGGGAAUCUAAAAAGAAAUUUAAGAAGGAAUCUAAAACAUGAGAAAGGAACAAAAGGCUAUCGAGAAAAAACAGGCGUAUUUGUAAAAGAAUCAAAGAUAUCUACUAACAUGAAAAAUAUAUUCAUUGACAUGAAAAGCCUGACGGGUAGGUUGAAGAGCAGAUUAGGUAUAGCUGAAGAGAGAAACAGUGAGGUGGAAAAAAAAGCUGGAGAAAUUAUCCGGAAUGAAGCAAAACAGGUAAACAUAUGGAAAACAUGGAAGAAAAGUCAUAAGACAUGGAGGAUGGAAUGAUGGUUGAAUAUACAUCUGAUCAGUAUUCCAGAAAAAGAAGGUAGGGAAAAGGAGAGAGAGGCAACAUUCAAAGUGAUGGUGUCCUAGGAUUAAUUUUUAAGGAUUGAUGAAAGAUUCAGAGUUAAGCAUUCCAAGGAAGAUAAAUAAAAUAAAUUUAUACCUGAAUGUGUCAUAUUGAAACUGUAAAAUACUAAAGACAAAGUGACAGUCUUAAAAGCAAUCAGAUAGUAAAGGAAAUGUUAUCUAUAAAGUCUUUGCUACAAAAAUAGUGGGAGCUAUAGACAGCGAAAUAAUAUUUUCCAGGUUCUGAGAAACAAACAAACAAAAAACAACCAUCAGUCCUGAAUUAUAUACCCAGCUUAACUGCUUUUCAAGAGUGUGUGAAGGAAAGACAAAUUUACCGCUAAUGAAUCUUUACUAAAAGAACUAUUAAAGGGGUCAGGUGCAGUGGCUCACAUCUGUAAUCCCAGCACUUUGGAAGGCCGAGGCAGAUCACUUGAGGUCAGGAGUUCGAGACCAGCCUGGCCAACUUGGUGAAACCCAUGUCUGUACUAAAAAUACAAAAAUUAGCUGGGCAUGGUGGUGCACAUCUGUAAUCCCAGCUACUCACGAGGCUGAGGCAGGAGAAUCGCUUGAACAUGGGAGGUGGAAGUUGCAGUGAGCCAAGAUCAUGCCACUGCACUCCAGCCUGGGCAGCAGAGUGAGACUCUGUCUCAAAAAAAAAAAAAAAAUGGUGGACAAAGAAAUGGUACAACUUUGAAUGCACUUUAUCCAAAUCCUUGCUCUGUCUUCCUGCUGAGGGAGUAUAAUCUUUUUGUACUGAGAGGGAUGUUCUGUAAUAUAUUUCACUCUUUUGAUGGCAAAAGUCAUGAGACACUUUCUUGACCCACUUGAGCUCUUCCAAGGACUAUAACUUCCACCCUGAGAUACUCAAGGCUCCUCCACAGGUGAGCCUCAGUUUCAUGGUGACCACACACUAGAAAUUCUGUAGGGAAGAAUGGGAAACAGUCUAAAGCCUCUCAGGUACCAGAUGCUGUGCUAGAUAUGGUACAACCUACUCUAAAAAAUCAUUCCUUCCCUGGGGAAGCUUCCUUCUUAGUGGGUUCAUGGACACACACAUUACAGAGGAGUUUGAGGGAUGAGCAAUCGAUUUGGCAGGUCACAUUCUCCAAAAACCAGUAAGCAAACCACAGAGCUUGGAACUGAGUGUUUGGAAGUAUGUUCACAGACCUACUAGAUGACUCUGGCUAUGCAUAGAUUUUACAUUUCCUUACAUGAAUUUCUCACCCUUAUGUUCUCUCCGACACCUGUAUCAUUUGCUCACUCAAGCCUCUGGAAAUGAAUUUCUCCUGCACUAACAAGUUAGAGAAUGAAAUGAUGCUUGGAUGAAGUGAUGCUUAGGGUUUGUUUCAAUCUGAGAGCCAAGUUUUCCACACGCAGAAAACCAGGCAACAUUAAAAUUCAAAACUCAGGCCACGGAGUCUGAAAUGUAUGUUUGCGAACAGUCUGAUUUCAUGUCUGCCUCUGAUGCCCUGUGAAUACAAAUCACCUCAUCUGGGGCUGGAGGAGCAGAGAGGAAGAAACCUAAGAAUGAUCUCCAAAACAAAUCUUUAAUUCGGAUGAGUAUAAUAGAGUGUAAUCCCAUUUCAAGUCUGUCAGCAUUCCUUUGAUGAUUACAAAUGAGUCCCUUUUCCCCUGCAAUGUGGGGGAAUAAUCUGGAUAAAAUAACCCUUUUUGUCUGCAAAGGCCCAUGCGAUGCGUCCUCGUGACAGCUUUCAGAGUAGUGUUUCAGAGUCUGAGAGAAGAGCACACCGUGCUACCAAGUCAUCUCCUUUCUUUCUCUUGACUUAGAAGAUUUUUCACUCUUUUCAUGUUCAGUGGCUUCCGAAAUUCUCAGGCUUAGAAAUCAUAAAUCAUCGUACUGUACUGAGGAACAAGAGAAACCCAGGUCACCAGCUCCUUUUCCCUCCCUGCCUGCUCAACAGGAGACGACAGGUGGAAAUGGGAAUGUAUGAUCUUAUCUAGAAGGCCAAUUUGUACAGCUUUGGAGGGAUAUACUUGAAGAAAUUCACAUAAUUUUACAGUCUCUUUUUCAUUAAAAAAAAUGUACACUGAACCCAAGUUCAGGCUUACAUGCCUCCCUUUGUCAAUUUCCUUGUAAAAUUAAGGGAUAGUCAUUUUAAACACUUCAUUCUAUUAUCUGAGACCUGAAUGCCAGAACGCUCCUUCCAAAGCUAAUGAUGCAAAAUGUUUUGUGGACAGGCCACCCUGGACACAAAGACUCAGAAUGAAAAGGGGUCUUGAGAACCCCAGUGCUGUGGUCCCGCUCUGUGGAACUGGUCACGGCAGGCUGUGGAGAACCACACAGAGCAGAUCUUGUGGUCUUGCUUGUUCCACUUUCAAGUGCAAAGGUCCCUCUCAUCUGAUUUCCGUAUUUUUUUUUUAAAUUAGAAUGUCCCAGGAUGAUGAUGAUGACGUGAUGAUGAUGAUGAUUGAUGAUGAUUUCUCACAGAGUCUCAUUCUGUUACCCAGGCUGGAGUGCACUGGCAUGAUUGUGACUCACUGCAGCCUCAACCUCCUGGGCUCAACAGCUCCUCCUGCCUCAGCCUCCCAGGUAGCUGGGACUACACACCCCACUAAUUUUUAAAAGUAUUUUGUAGGGUGGGUGCAGUGGCUCACACCUGUAAUCCCAGCACUGUGGGAGGCUGAGGUGGGCAGAUCACCUGAGGUCGGGAGUUUGAGACCAGCCUGGCAAACAUGGUGAAAUCCCAUCUCUACUAAAAACAAACAAACAAACAACAACAACAAAAAUUAGUUGGGUGUGGUGGCAUGCCCCUGUAAAUCCCAGCUACUCAGGAGGCUGAGGUAGGAGAAUCGCUUGAACCCAGGAGGCGGAGGUUAUAGUGAGCCGAGAUCACGCCACUGCACCGCAGCCUGGGAGACAGAGCAAGACUCCAUCUCAAAAAAAAAAAGUAUUUUGUAGAGACAGGGUCUUGCUAGAUUGCCCAGGCUGCUCUCAAACUCCUAGCCUUGAGCGAUUCUCCUGUCUCAGCCUCCCAAAGUGCUGGGAUUACAGAUAGGUGCCACUGUGCCUGGCCCAGGAUUAUUUUUUAUUAGUGUUAGAGCUCUCAAACACCAUAAACUAAGGCUUUGAGGCAAAAGGUCUUUUCUUGUCUCAGAUUUCUGUGUCUCUCCCUGGCUAUUCAAGUCAAGGCAGGUUAUUUGGGUUUGUCAACAUUUGCCAAAAAUGCUAUAUGCUCUUUACAGGGGACGGCGAUCUUUACCCAGUGAACAUUUUGCUUUUCCUGAUGUUUAGUUGAAACCAGUGAUUCUCAAUCCAAGAGUGAUUUUGUCCCUUGGGAAUAUCUGGCAAUCUCUGGAGGCAAUUUUCUUUGUCACAGCCUCUUAGCGAGUAGAAGCCAGGGACGCCGCUAAACAUCUUACAAUGUCCAGGACAGCGCCCCCACAGCAAAGAAUCAUGCAGUCCUCGUGCUAAGGUUGAGGAACCCUGGGCUAGACCAGCAGAUUUGUCCUUGUUUUAUUUUCCACACUUUUAGAACCUGAAAAAAGUGAACACUUUUUUUUUUUAAAUCAGAGUUGAGUCUGGAGUCCCUAGACAGCUCUGAAAGACUCUCUUCUCCAAAUCUAGCUUGCCUUCUGCAGCCCGAAGGAGGUCUUCAGUUCCAUAAAGCCAAAGAAAUGAAAAUCCACUGGCUGCUGUGCUUCUCCACCCUCUCUAGCCCAGUGGGGUUUUAGUCAGAAUUUUUCCCCCUUCCUUUCCUCCAAGGACCUUGUCUAUGUGUUUGGCCCUUUUGCCUUCAUCUCAAGCUAGACUCUUGGCCAUCAUUAACGUCAAAGUGAAAUAUUGCUCUGGAGAGGUGUUCAGACUUGAAGUCACUUGCUCACUUGACGUGCGAGGAUGUGUUUGCAACACGUCUCAAUUAUUUCAAAAUCUCAGUGAAAUGGUUGCAUGAUGGGGGGUGGAUAAUUUGAUUUGAACAUGAAAAAGGAAGGAGAAAGUCACGAAGAUAGUGCAGAGGUUUUUUUUUUUUUUGGCAUCUCCCACUGCCUCCCCGACUUUCCUCCUUCCCCGUGUUCCUGCUCUCAUUCCCCCUACCUCUCUCUCUCCAACCCCUGCCACCCCACCAGCCUCCAUGCACUCACAUACAGACAGCUUGGGUGUUACUUUGUGAACAGCGCAUUCAGCAGUCUGUGCUGCUGUUAUACACUUAUCAAGAUACGCUGGAGUUUGUGUGGUCAUGGGGCUGAGCAUCGUUUUACAGCCCACAUCGAGAAGGAGGAGUUGACGGACUCCUCUGAAAUGGUAACUACCAUCCCUGCCCAGAGGCCUCAAGACUGCAGAGCAGCUUCCACUUUCUGAGCAUGCCUCCCUCCAUCACCCCUUCAGACAAGUCACAACUCUACUUAAAAUAUUUUUUUCCUUCUGCCAAACACAGGGAAAAUAUAGUAUUGUUUCCAAGAGAGCGAGCAGGGGCACCAGCAGGAAUGGGUGUGCAGUAUUUGUACAGUUUUGUGACUCAGUCCAUCUGAAUUUCCAAGCAUUUUAAGAGCUUUGUCCCAAAAAAAGGUCUAUUGUGUGGCUCUUGGCACUGAAGAAAAUAGCAGGCCUGUCAGAACUCUGUUUCAGAUUUAAUUUUCAAGUGGGUGAUGUACGAAUGCUGUCCAACGGGAGGGCAUUUUCUCAUUCCUGCUCACUUUGGUGCCAUAGAACUUCAGUUUUCAGAAUCAGCUCAGAUUAAAAAACGGAAGCAUCUUUUCCCUGGACACCCUUUUAAUAAAAAGGCACCAUGUUCUUAAGCAAGGAUUACUGUGGCUCUUAAAUGAAUAUGGCUUCCUGCAAUAAAAGUAAGAACAUUUGACGAUGUAUAUAAUAAAUUUGUUUUUUCAGAGCAUCUUCUUGCAAGACUUUACUAUUCUUUGUUUCUAUAUAGUUUGGAAAUGCAGGCCUAAAGACAUUAUUGAUCUUCUCAAAUGCCUCUUGAAUGGAAUAUUUACCGCUGUGUAUAGACGGUGUAAAAAAUAGGCAGAGGCCGGGCGUGGUGGCUCAUGCUUGUAAUCCCAGCACUUUGGGAGGCUGAGGCGGAAAGAUCACGAGGUCAAGAGGUUGAGACCAUCCUGGCCAAUGUGGUAAAACCCCAUCUCUACUAAAAAUACAAAAAUUAGCUGGGCGUGGUGGCACAUGCCUGUAGUCCCAGCUACUCGGGAGGCUGAGGCAGGAGAAUCGCUUGAACCUGGGAGGCGGAGGUUGCAGUGAGCCGAUAUCGUGCCACUGCACUCCAGCCUGGUGACAGAGCAAGUCUCCAUCUCAGGGGGAAAAAAAAAUAGGCAGAGGCCAGGCACAGUGGCUCAUACCUAUAAUCUCAGCACUGUGGGAGGCCAAGGUGGGAGGAUGACUUGAAGGCAGGAGUUUGAGACAAGCCUGGGCAACAUAGCAGGACCCCAUCUCUAUUAAAAAAAAAAAAAAAAAAAAGAAAGGCAGGAAAAACUUGUUUUUGAAGUUUCUCUUUUCCUAGUUGUUUUCUUCCCUGGACCUUAAACAGUGGACAGUGACUUUUCUCAUUCCAUGUAUACUUUAUGUAGAGUGCACAGUUUGUCCUCCAUGUCCCUUGUCUUCUCUUGUUGAUAAAGAUUGUGUACUAUAUAUUUUUAAAAAAGAACUGAAGCAUCAUAUCUGACCCCUGGAUCCCUCUGAACUGUGAAAAGAUGAUAAACUUCUGGGCUCAGAAAUUUUCCCAUAAUGUUGCCAAGCAUUAGUCCAGUGUGGAGGCGACUUUCUGCUCAAACCACUCAUUUGGGUCCCACGCCCAACGUCACCCAUCCUCAGCAAAACAACCUUUAUUUCCUUCUUCCUGGUUUCCAGAAAGUUCCCUUAAAGCCCUGAGGAAUCACCGAAUGAAAGGGGCUUUUUACAAACAGGAAGCUUAAGUGGAGUGCCAGUACACAACAUGGAUUGCACCAGGCUGGGUCUAAGAUAAAACCAGACUGCGGACAACGGGACAGAUAAGGCCCACAUGGCUCUGCACUGCCUGGGUCUGUUACUGUGUGGAGGAAUGUCUUAGUCUGUUGCUCCUGUGGGUGUAGCUAAAACACGAACCAGGAGCCUUCAUCCUUAGAAAGGAGUCAGACAGACACCUGAGAACCAAUCCCAAACUGCACCCUUCCCCUGAACCUCGUGGAACCUUCUGGAAUGCAACUCAUUACUGCCAGAGGGUCUUUGAUGAGAGUCUACUCUCCACCAUUUAUCUUCAUUACCCACAUAUUCUCUUUCCGUGGAAAGGUUACCUAACCAAACUCCUGCAAAACCACACCACCUAUGCCUGUGAUGGGGACUAUUUGAAUCUACAGUGCCCUCGGCAUUCUACGAUAAGUGUCCAAUCGGCAUUUUAUGGGCAAGAUUACCAAAUGUGUAGUUCCCAGAAGCCUGCCUCCCAGAGGGAAGACAGCUUAACCUGUGUGGCAGCCACCACCUUCCAGAAGGUGCUGGACGAAUGCCAGAACCAGCGGGCCUGCCACCUCCUGGUCAAUAGCCGUGUUUUUGGACCUGACCUUUGUCCAGGAAGCAGUAAAUACCUCCUGGUCUCCUUUAAAUGCCAACCUAAUGAAUUAAAAAACAAAACUGUGUGUGAAGACCAGGAGCUAAAACUGCACUGCCAUGAAUCCAAGUUCCUCAACAUCUACUCUGCGACCUACGGCAGGAGGACCCAGGAAAGGGACAUCUGCUCCUCCGAGGCAGAGCGGCUCCCCCCUUUCGAGAAUGCUGUAGGCUAUGUGGUGGCCCUGUGUGGGAUGCAACGUGAAGUUCUGGGUGUUUCCUGCCUUUCAGAUUGCUUGUCUUACUCAGCUUUGCAAGUCCUAUCCCGAAGGUGCUAUGGGAAGCAGAGAUGCAAAAUCAUCGUCAACAAUCACCAUUUUGGAAGCCCCUGUUUGCCAGGCGUGAAAAAAUACCUCACUGUGACCUACGCAUGUGUUCCCAAGAACAUACUCACAGCGAUUGAUCCAGCCAUUGCUAAUCUAAAACCUUCUUUGAAGCAGAAAGAUGGUGAAUAUGGUAUAAACUUCGACCCAAGCGGAUCGAAGGUUCCGAGGAAAGAUGGAAUUCUUGUUAGCAACUCUCUGGCAGCCUUUGCUUACAUUAGAGCCCACCCGGAGAGAGCUGCCCUGCUGUUCGUGUCCAGUGUCUGCAUCGGCCUGGCCCUCACACUGUGCGCCCUGGUCAUCAGAGAGUCCUGUGCCAAGGACUUCCGCGACUUGCAGCUGGGGAGGGAGCAGCUGGUGCCAGGAAGUGACAAGGUCGAGGAGGACAGCGAGGAUGAAGAAGAGGAGGAGGACUCCUCUGAGUCUGAUUUCCCAGGGGAACUGUCGGGGUUCUGUAGGACUUCAUAUCCUGUAUACAGUUCCAUAGAAGCUGCAGAGCUCGCAGAAAGGAUUGAGCGCAGGGAGCAAAUCAUUCAGGAAAUAUGGAUGAACAGUGGUUUGGACACCUCGCUCCCGAGAAACAUGGGCCAGUUCUACUGAAAACCACAUGCAUCUUGAUGCGAUCGCACUUUCUGAAGAAGGAAGGAUCCCAAAUGCCCCUCCAGUUCUGGUUCACCUGUACCUUCUAUGAAGGAGAAUUCGUCAUGUCAUUCAACACUCGUGAGGCCAGGAAGCUAUUAAAGGGAUGUUUCAAGCUGUUUCUAGCACAUUCCAAAAUAAAUAAGGAGGGAAGAGA